Auanema sp. JU1783 is the source of this 3711-nucleotide messenger RNA. The record is from the annotation of a GenBank genome assembly. NCBI's taxonomy places the organism in Eukaryota, Metazoa, Nematoda, Chromadorea, Rhabditida, Rhabditidae.
AUGCGAUAUUUGAAAGCAACCAUGCAAAAACGGAGAGUGACAGUUCAUUUUGGAACUGUCCGGGUAGUUGUGCCUUGUCCGGAAGAUACACUUACUGUUAGAGAUUUAGCUAAUGCAUCUAUCCUGAGAUAUAAAAAAGCUACUGGAAAAACGGAUUCUGAUGUUCGCAUUAUACAUAUGGAAUGUCUCCGUGAUGCAGGCAUAUUAGACAUGGACGAUCGUUUAGUAGAUGUUUUUGAUGAAACCACAGACCAGAUUCUCGCAAUUUAUGACGAACAAUCUCCGAAUGGUAGCGGUGAACCCGGAAACACAUAUCAAGUUCUAUCUUCUCCCUAUGGCAACUAUUCCUCUCCCACUGGAUCAUCUCAUUCAAAUAACUUUCCUCCCAGUAGAAUGACUAGCUCUUCCUCCGUUACAACAUGCAAUAUAUCAUAUCCUCUAACACAUUCUUCAUCUAUGGAUAUGGGACCAAUACGAAGAGCUCUGCCGAAUGGUCGAUCUCAUUAUGUUCAUAUUGCUCAGGACCCUAACGAUAUGUCUGAAGUAGCAUCCAAUUAUCAACGUGUUUCACCACCUUGUGAAGUUAGGCCCGGAGUUUCAUCAUCCUCUUCGGGCAGCGAUGUUAUUUCUCCUCCUAUUCGUUCCUCUCUCCGUUCAGAAACAGCAACACCUAACAGGAAUCGAGUAACAAUGAGUCCAGAAGUUGAAAAAAGAAUAGCAGAGUCAUCAGACAGAGAUGGGCGACUCACUCGGUCCUCUGCUCGAAAAUCCAGGAUUAGUGAUACGUUUUUCGAAGCAAAGGAACGCAUGGAUGAGAUGCAACAGUCGACAAGUUCUAUCAAAUCGUUCACUAAUCCCUCAAGACCACCUCCAGUUCGGAGCCCUGAGGAUCCCGAUAAAACUAUCAUAAUUUUUCCUGAUGAUGAUGAAACCAGCAUGGGAAUUGAGGUUACGGGUGUGGAGGAUGACGCUACUGGUAACACUGAUCGAAUUGUGGCUGUUCAAAUUAUUCGUAUUCACGCUGAUGGUCGAGUAGGAAGAGAUGGGCGCCUUGUCGUAGGUGAUAACAUAGUUUCAAUUGACGGAAGACCUGUUUAUCAGAUGUCGGUCUUGCGAGCGCGAGGAUAUUUGUCUGAUCUUAAGAAAAAGCAUUCUCCCUCUCUCACUAUCGCUCGACCGAAAGAGCAGUUCCAAUGUGAAAAAGACGAACAGGAAAGAAAGCGUCAAGAGUUGGGUCAGAAAAAACCGAUUUUCUCUGCUCUACAGCAGGCUAAUACUUCUCAAGCAUUGGGGCAAAGCACAAUUAUCAACUUGAAGAAAAGUAACAACGGGUUUGGCUUUACAGUCACUGGUCGUGAAACGACAAAAGGAGAACGGUUAUUCUAUAUUGGAACCGUGAAACCAAAUGGUGUAGCGUUAGGUUAUUUGAAAACGGGAGAUCGUCUACUACAGAUUAAUGGCGAACAAACAUGCGAGUUAACACAAAAUGAAGUUGUCGAUCGUCUGAAGAGAGCGAGUGUUGGUCAAUCAGUCGAGUUUGUGGUCUCUCGUGUAACCGAUGAAAACAAGGAGAAUCAACAAUCAACACCUUCUGCUAAUUCGAGUACGAUUCAGAAAUACUCUCCUGAACCAGUUUCUCCGAGUCCUUCUAAAAAAUCUAAUUCUGAUGUAGACGAGCUAAAGUUCGAGAUUCCAUUGAAUAGUACAGGGAGUGCAGGCCUAGGUGUGAGCUUGAAAGCUCGUGUCACUGUGAAAAGUGACAAGACUCGGCAUGAUUGCGGAAUUUUCAUUAAAAAUGUUUUGCAUAAUGGUGCGGCUUUCAAAGAUAGUAGAUUACGGGUAGAUGAUCGCAUAAUAGGGAUAGAAGAGUUGAACCUUAUCGGAAUGUCUAAUACCUCCGCAGGUGAAGCUGUUACUAAGCGAUUGAAGUCGAUUGAUCCUACCGCUAAAAGCGUAACUUUGAUUGUCCAACGGAAAAUACCUCUGGGUAGCGAUGAUAUAAUGAUCUCUUCCUCUCAUAGAGAGAGUUGCUCUUCGGAUGGCGAUAAACGGUCAUCUACAGCAAGUGAACAACCCAGAUUGGACGAAUCUGAGGUACAAUCAGUUGAUCCAUUCGAUCGUGAGGCUCCUACGAGGAAAAGUAUGAGUGAGAAAAGAGGAAUGGGGGCAUCUUUAGAUCCUAACAAUCUUAAACUAUUCCAAGAAAUCAAACACCAAAGACAGUCGAGUGCUCCUCCCCCUACGCUCACCUCUUCCUCAUCUUUCCAUGGUCAUGCACAGCAACGAUCUGCUUCUCAAAGAGCAGCAGCUCGUGCUCGCAGCCAAUCUGUGCAUCCUCGCGAUGCCAACGCCUCUAAGUCUGCUUCUAGACCUCAUGUUUCCAUCAAAGAGCCAGCCAAGAGAAGAUCCCUAAGCGUUGAAAGUAUACGUGCAGGACCGCAUGGAGAUGUAAAAAAUGGACAACUUUCUCAAGGAAGACCAGGAGAAUUCAAUGACUUCUACGCAACUUCACCUCAUCCUUAUCCCCCAGGGUCACCAGGUAUAGUCAUGGAUAGACAGUAUGCUGUCAACAAAGAUCGUCAUCGACGAAAGUCUGUUGGAAGCACAAUGAAAAGUUGGUUCGGUUUCGGAUCCAAAUCCAGAGAAUCAUCCCCUGAGAAAACGCUAGAUGCGGAACGACGACAAAAGGCUAGAGAAGCAUUUACUAGGGGAAGAGAUAAUGUUGCCGAAACAGAGGGGCUGAUGAAUAGAUCAUAUGGAACUCCAAAUAUGAGUAGAAGAGAUCCUCAGAUGUAUUCUAUGUAUGCCAAUGAACCUUACCAGUUACCAUCCCCGGACAAGCCUUUGAUUGUUUCUAAUUCUCGAUUCUUCACAAAUUGGGCUAGAACUCCUCAAACUAUCAUGACUACGAACUCGUCGACCGAUUCCAAGCCCACCGUUACCCAGACGGUCCCUCUGUCGUACGAUCCUCCGCCCAUCCCGCCACGCCCCCACCGGCCUAUCACUACGCUAUUCCCAGUUCGAAGUCGUACCACGGAACCACCUCUGUCGCCAGCCCAAUUCAUCCCGGCUUCGGUAGUGAAAGAACACCAGUUAACCGACGAGCACCAGCACCGGACUACUACCACAUGUUCAACUCAUGGUUCGCGUACAGUGGAGGUGGUGGAGUCGGGGCAGCCCCCUCAAUUAAGGCCGCGUAUGGCAAUUCCAAUAGACCGUCAAUCAACCGGCCGGAAGGCUCCACUUCCAGAUCCUGGGCAAGACAGAUUACUCCCAACCCCAAUAUAUACUCAUCACCCACAGAGCCAUCACAACUCUAUUCGCGCUUUUCCAACUACUAGGUACGCGUAUACUCCUACAGAUGCCUAUAGUUACUCACAACCUCCCGAACGACUCUCUUUAAGAGCUCGAAAAAAAUUGAGAAGGUCUGCUCGUACGGAUACGUUUGAUUCAACGUUUCCUGAAGAGCCCAUUUAUUCUCAAGACAAACUCGUUCGUGAAAUACCACAAUCUCCCGUUAUCCAAAAACGACACGUAGUUAAGCAAGCCCGAGAUUAUCGUAACAGCAUGUUCCUCUCGACAGAUAAUCAAAAGUUCGUGAACACUUUUAACGCCUGGAAUUCUCAAACAGGUGCAAGUUUGCCAUCUCGCGGUCCUCGUGCUAUGCGUGGAAGGGUAGAUAACAUGUUCGAGUCUGUUACAGAUUGUUAA